AAUUUUUGUUUCCUUGGGGUUUUCAGCGAGUUCUCUGAUCUGUUGAAGAAAAUGGCAACAGGAGGAAGAGGAGGCCGAGCUGUUACGGGCACAAAUAGCAGAGAAGGAACAGCAAAAUCAACAGUGACUGAACAGAUUUCACAGGCCGUACAAUCCACCUCUAAUCUCAUCCAUCUCAUGCAACAGUCGUCUCCUUCUCGGACACAAUUGUUGAAGCUUCCCAAAAAUCUUUUGGCCAAAACUCCUACAAUAAAAAAUACAGGGCAGAUGUUAGAGCUGAUGCCUAGGGCUAUUUCAUCACUUGAUGCCCAUAUUGACAAUGGAUUACAAAGUGUUCCACAUCUGAAAACGGUAAUUCAGUUACUUGAAAAUAUGGAAAGCUGCCAGCUGAGUUCUCUGUCUCAAGCACAAGGGGAAUCUCAGCAGGCAAAUCAACAGCCCGAGGUUGGUUCACCACCCUAAGUUCAUUGGCAUACUAUUUUCUCGGCCAUUAGUUUCUUUAAUCAUCGUCAAACCUUGUUGUUCAUAGCUGAGAAAGAUUCUAUCUGUAACUUCUCUCAACCAAGUUAGAGCAGUGUACAAUUAUUCUGGAGAACAUGUUCUUUGUACAUCAAAUGUCAUAAUAUUUCUCAUUUUGCUGUCUGUAUACAUUGAAUAUGAUAGAAAAUAGUUCCUGUAUCUGUUCUGGUUUUU
Molecule: messenger RNA, 693 nt
Organism: Hibiscus syriacus
Lineage: Eukaryota; Viridiplantae; Streptophyta; Magnoliopsida; Malvales; Malvaceae
Product: tobamovirus multiplication protein 2B
Exons: 5
Coding region: 52-462 (136 amino acids)
Source: RefSeq, a predicted model, not a curated record